AGGAAUUCGGGGCGGCUGUGGACGCGCGGAGCAGCACUCGCCCGCUGGGACCCCACGUGAGGUAAGGCUGGGAGCCGGGGUGGGAUGUGGGACCCCACGAGGGGCUUUGCUGAUGGGGAUAGAGUGGGGUUGGCACCCUGAAAUGGCCCACCAGCCCUGGGAGGGUGGGGGUUUGGGGAGUGUGGUGGCAUCCUGUGGGUGAAGCUGUGUUGAGUGGACCCCCCCAAGGGAUGCUGUGGUUGUGGCAGGACUUGGGGAACCUCUGCUUUUCCCUGGGGAGCCCCAGGUCCUUCCCUGUGCUGUGCUGGGCUGUUGGAGGGCUGCUCUCUGUCUGCAGUGAUCCACCACUGUGCUGUCACAGGCAGGGGCUGCGAGCAAGGCUGGGUGCAGGGGAUGCCAGCUGCAGGGCCUGACUGCCCAAUGCAGGAACCAAGGGGAGUCUGGUGCAGAGCAUUGCAGGGAGCAGGAGGGGCUCCCUGCUGACCUCCACGCAACUCUGGGGGGGGUUUGCGAGAGGUCAGCAUAGGGAUGUGGGUCAUUGCUGUGUGCAGCAGUGUUCAGCUUCACCCUGUGCUUGCACCAGACAGAGCAGCAGUAAUGCAUCCAAACACAGCUGGGGCCACCCCUCUCCAGUCAUUGCUCUUAGUGGCCCUCCUGUCCCUGUGGGUCAGGCCGGCAUGCAGGGGACAUCUGCAAGCCCCACUCAGUGCCUGCACCCAUUCAGGGUGGGCCUCUCCAAGGGGCACAGGUGUGGGCAACCACUCAGCUGUCUGUGGGGCCUCCAACCCCAUCAGGUGGUGGUAGGUCUGAAGCAAAGCCUGGGGACAGGGGUCUGCAUGUCCUGCAGUGCUGUGACAGUCACGCCGGGACUUUUGGGGACACUGUGGGGAUGGGGCAUCCUGCUUCUGUGCUUAUCUGCCAACAGAGAGUGGAGCUGGGGGUGCAAAGGGAUAUUGUGCUGCUCCAUCUCUGCCCUGGAGCACCUGGGGCUUCUACUAAAGCAGCAGGCAAAGAGCUGAAAGCAGUGGGUUUUGGCACUAAGGGCUGCAGUUGGGAAGAAGCCACCAAAUGUCCUGGGUGCUUCCAGUGGGGUCCCACAGUUCUUAGUCCUGUGCAUCUCCCCAUGAGCGCAUGGGGAGAGGGGUGGUUGCAUCCUCAGGGAGGAGUAGUCUGGGAGCAGCAGCCCACCGUGCUUCAGGAGGAACUAUUAAAUGUCUGUACACGAUCUUGGGAGAGAAGAGCCCAGGCAGCUCGUGCUGUGGGAAAGGAUCUGGAGCUAUGCUGGACACAAAGCAGAUUGCAGCGCAGCAUGGGGAAACCAGCAGUGCUUCCUGUGGGACUGGAAGGAGCAGGGCUGGGGGCAGAGCCAGCACAGAGCAGUGCUGAGGGAUGGACACAGGGAAAGGCUUGGGGAGAGCACAGAGGGGGCUCGGAGCGUUCAGAAAAGGCAGAGAGGGUUGGGUGCUCACUGGGUGCUGGGGUGGUGGCAUGAAGUAUUCGUGCAUGGGGAGUGCAAAGAAAAAGGUCAGUGUGUAGGUGUGGGUUGGAAGAUUAACUUCUGGUGGGCAGGGUGCCUUCAGAACUACAGGUUUUGGGAGGUAAAUGCUUGAGGGGACGUGGGUGCUGCAGCAGGGCAGUGAUCUCCUUCAGGUUCCAGUUUGGUGGGUUCCCAAGGUAUCCAAAACAACAGCGUUACGGAGAGCACAGCAUCCCUGGGUCCAGGGCAAGAAGUGUCUGUGAGCACCAGAGAUUAGGAGAUGCUCUCUGGCAGCAGAUGCCAAAUUCCAGCAGGAGGGGUGCUGGAUGGCCACGCAUCUCCCUGUGUGCAGCAGUGAAGGGCAGGGAGCAGAGGAGUGGUGGUGGCCGAACACUGCUGGCUCACAGCCACUGCUGGUGGCAUUGGUGCUGCCUUUGGCCCAGAGCUGUGGACUCAGUGGGGAGAGGUGGGCUGGAUGCAUCCCGUCACUGUGAGGCUGGGGUGCUUUGGUGCAGUCUGUUUGUUUGUGCUUGAACUGAGGGGAAGAAAUCCCCUGGAGAGGAGCUGUGAGGGGAGGGUAUAGGUCAGGGAUUGUUCCCUGGGGGGCUGGAGUGGCUCCAGAAGGCUCCUUCCGCUCUGCCAGGCAGAUUGGAAAUAAUGAGGCUUGUUUUAGGGGUUGCUUAAUUAGGCUCCCCUGAGCCAAACGCACCUCUGCCCCGCUCCGCUCUGCAAGGACGGCCCUUCCUGGAAGUGCAGCACUUUCCUGGAGCAGAGCCGGCCGGGACAGGGAUGGGGACAGGGAUGGCCAGAGAGGCACUGGGACAGGUCAGGGGGGUCCCAUGGGUCUGUCCCUUUCCUGGCCUUGUAGCGGCGGAUGCUGGCGGUGAACGAUGUCCUUGGCCCUUACGCCCUGCCUUCUCCUCAUCCCUGGGACACAGGCUAUGGAACAACCUUGCCUACGUUUCAACAUUCCUCAUGAAAUCUCCCACAGAAAUGAUGCUGCCAAGCCAGCAGGAGGUGUGUGGUGCUGCUGCAAAGCAGGGAUAGAUAGGUGGGAGGUGCCUUCCCUGCUAAGGAAGGGGACUUUUCCAUGCGUCCCCUGCGAGCUACAGCAGGGAGCAGGGCCCCAUCCUGCUCUCCCUCUGCCUUCCCCCUCCUGGCCCGUCUGCCAUGCAAAGGAGGUUGUGACUGAAAUCUUAAUGCUACCGAGACACAGUAAUUGGCACCAAUUAAAUUGCUACAUUCAUGUUUGAAUUGCUUUAACUGGCGAGACACACUGUCUUAUUUAUACAAAAAAAUAUGUUUGCUUGUGGGUUUGUCUGAAUCGGGGCCAGCAGAAAAUAAACCAUUUCAAGCUCUGCUCUCUGAAAGCACAUUCUCCACUCGCAGACUGAAAGUCACCUCCGUUCCAGGGUUUGCCGAGCAAAUGGCUGCAGAACAGAACCCCUCUCUGCUCGGGGCACUCCUCGAGAGGGUCCUCUCCUCCCCUGCCAAGUUUCUCUCUGCAGUGUGGGAGCAGAUGGGGAGAAUCUGGUUGGAUUCGGGAAGGCAAACUCUGGACUUGGUGAUUUUUAAAGCCGGGUCUGGGGAGAGCAGGUGGUGGGUCUGUGGGGUUGAGGAGGUGUUUGUAGAGCGUCAGUGCGGAGAGGAGCUGUGGUUUUUCCUCUGUUGUUCUGUGGAGAUGGGGCCUGGCCCCGGCUUGCAGCACAGGGAGCUGGCAGCUCGUCCCUGCUUUGCAGCAAGGAGAGGGGAUGUGGCAUUGGGUCUGCGGCAGGGGGUGCGGGAUCAGCAGGGCUCUGCGUCAGGCCCCAUCCCUCACGUGUGCUGCUGCCUUCGGCACACCGGGUCCUGCGCCUCAUCCCCGACCGCAGAGCUGUCGCGUGGCUAAUCCCAGACACAAGAGCCUAAAACCCCAGAACAAAGCGAUUAAGCUCGGGUCCCUCGCAGGCAGCCGAGAAGAGAAGGGCCGAUGCAGCCAUGGGAAUUAUUUCCUCCUCCCUGGCAGCACCCGCAUCUCACAGACGUUUCCAGGCGAGUAUCAGGUUGCUCUCCCUUCGCAGGGACAUAGGGCUGGGGAUGCAGCAGUGCUGGGAGGCAGAACACGGGGGGAUAUCUCCAUCACCAUUGCUCUCCCCUUGAUUAGCAGUUAAUUAGAGCCAUCCAGGACCUUUGGCCCCAGCACAGCGGGGGACUCAGACGUGCAGGGGGCACCUACGUUAGCAAAGCACUUAGCUUUCCUUGCUGAAGGAAGACAGGGAGGAGAGCCAUGGGGUGCCCUCAUCCCUGCAUCCUCCCCUGAUCCUCUCCAGCCCUACACAGCUGGAAAAGCAUCAGGCAAGCGGGUGGGGACACCCCAAGGUGUCCCAGAUGUUACAGCCUGGGGACAGAGGGGACAGAUUCUCUCUGAGCAGCCACUACCCCAGGUUUUGCUGCGUGGUUGGAGCCAUCUUUUCCUGGAGCUGGCAGUGAAGUGAUGCCGGGAGCUGUGUGGGUGCUGCCCUGUGGGCUGGGGGCACUGCACCCGCGCUUGUUACUCACAUUGCUCAUGGUGUUUGCUCCCUAAGAUGUCUUUACUGUCAGGGAUGAUGGAGGAGUUGGAGGAUGACUGUGGGCAGCUCGGUGGAGAGGGGCACCGUGGAAGCGUGAAACGCUCCCAGGAGGCACAUUUGUACCCCUGGGGGGGGUCACUGCCUGCAGGGAGUGAACUCUGGGGCUCAGCACAUCCUACCGCCCACACGAGCAUCUCACAUUGUGUGCAAUGCCACAGCUUGGUCCAGGUGACCAAAAGGGACGAAGAGCAAGGCCCCCCAUCCCUCCUUCCUGACCACAAGUGAGCUCCUUGCUCCCUUCCCAGGGUUUUCCCACAGCCUGCGCCAGGUCUGUUGGCUCCGGGGAGCAGCCCCGUGCCCGGCCUUCUUUCCACCAGCGGAAGCGGGGGGAGCGUGCGCAACCCAAAGGGCCACGAAUACCAACACUCAAGGCUGGGGGGAUUAUUUAUAACGCUGGCCCCGCUCCAAACAGAUGUUUCAUUUUAUUUUGAACUCGCGCUAGAUGGGUCACUCAUUUCCUCUGUCUCCCGUGGGCUUAAACCAGAGGGGGAAAGAGGGGGGGAUUAGGGCUGAGCAUCCCUUGGCGUCACCGGCACGGGGGUGAAGCGUCAGGACCACGUUUGCAUCUGCAAGCUGAUGUGCAAAAGGAGGUUUAUGCUCCAGGGAUGGCCCGUGGGACCCCGAGGGCUUCCCGGUCCCCGCAGUUUCAGAUUUCCAACCUCUGUGUUUUAUCAUUGGCUGUUUACAGGCUGGGGACGACGGGCUCCCCAUGUGCGCGCUGCCUAAUUCUAGCCAUGUGCUGGGAAAAAAAAGGGCUCUGUGAUGAUAAUCUGGCCUGAUUGGGCCACUGGGCCGUGGAGCCCACCAUGCUCUGUCCCUCUCUGAAGGCAUCUCUGCAGCUCCUCAUCCUCACUGGUCUGCUGGAGGUAACGUCUGGAGGCAGCGGGCUGCACAUCGAACCUGAAGAUGCUGAGCUCGUCCUUAGGCUCCACAGCACUUUCUCCCUCGUGUGCUAUGGGGACGGCACGCUGGUCUGGGAGCGGGAUGGUCAGCCUCUCACUGCCGUGCUGGAGCACAGGGACGGGGUCUUCAUCAGCAACCUCACCCUCAGGAACGUGACAGGCCGUCACACGGGGGAGUAUGCGUGCUUCUACAGCCCUGACCAGGCUCCGGAGCGAGCAGAGAGGAAAGCCCUUUACAUCUAUGUUCCAGAUCCCUCCUUAGUUUUUCUCCCCGCAAUCACUUCUGAAGAGUUCUUCAUCUUCAUCACGGGCUACACAGAGGCCACCAUCCCAUGCCGUGUGACCAACCCAGAGCUGCAGGUGACCCUCUAUGAAAAGAAAGUGGAGAAUCCCAUUCCAGCUACUUAUGACCCACAACAGGGCUUCAAAGGCUUCUUUGAGGACAAGACCUACUACUGCCAGGCAAUCGUGGAUGACCAAGAGGUGGAUUCAGACACCUUCUAUGUCUACCGGAUCCAGGUCUCAUCUGUGAACGUCUCCAUCAGCGCAGUGCAGACCGUAGUGCGGCAGGGAGAAAAUGUUACCCUGAUGUGCACUGUCAGUGGCAAUGAGCUGGUCAAUUUCAACUGGGAUUAUCCCCGCAAGCAGGCAGGGAAGGCUGUGGAGCCAGUGACCGAUUUCCUGCCUGGAUCCACCCAUGACAUCCGUUCCAUCCUCAUCAUCCAGAAUGCAGAGCUAGAGGACAGUGGGACCUACGUCUGCAAUGUCUCUGAGGGCUACCAUGAGAAGACAGACCGGAAAGACAUCACGGUCCAAGUGAUCGAGCGUGGCUUUGUACGCUUCCACACCCACCUGGCCAGCACGGUGUAUGCUGAGGUCCACAAGAGCCACAUCAUCCAGGUGGAUGUGGAGGCCUACCCACAGCCAAACAUUGUGUGGCUGAAGAACAACAAGACAUUGACCAUGGAGAGCAGCAGCGAGUUCACCAUCACCAACAGGAACCUGUCAGAAACCAGGUAUCAGACGUCUCUGGUCCUGGUGCGUGUGAAGCAGGAGGAAGGAGGAUAUUACACCAUCCGAGCUUCCAAUGAGGAUGAUGCACAAGAGCUGUCCUUCCAUCUGCAGAUAAAUGUGCCAGCCAAAGUGGUGGAUCUCAAGGAAAACAGCAGUGCCAGCAGCGGGGAGCAGACUGUAACGUGCUCUGCUGAAGGGAUGCCCCAGCCAGAGAUCAGUUGGUCCACUUGCAGCAACAUCAAAUGGUGUGGCAGCCAGGGGCAACCCACCCAGCUGCUGGGGAACAACUCUGCAGAGAUUGGCCUGCACACUAAUGCUACGUACCAUGCAGAGCUGCAGGUGUACCGUGUGAACAGCACCCUGCAGCUGCACAGGGUGGAUGAACCCCUGCUUCUGAGAUGCACCGUGCAAAACUUCCUGGGCUCCAACUCCCAAGACAUCACUCUGGUCCCAAAUGCCUUGCCAUUCAAAGUGGUCAUCAUCUCCGUCAUCCUGGCUCUGCUGGUCCUCACCGUCAUCUCCCUGAUCAUCCUGAUCAUCCUGUGGCAGAAGAAACCUCGCUAUGAGAUCCGCUGGAAGGUGAUCGAGUCAGUGAGCUCCGAUGGGCACGAGUACAUCUACGUGGAUCCCAUGCAGCUCCCUUAUGACUCCAGCUGGGAGGUGCCCAGGGACAAGCUGGUGUUAGGACGCACUCUUGGCUCCGGUGCCUUUGGACGCGUGGUGGAGGCAACAGCGCAUGGCCUGAGCCAUUCACAGUCCACCAUGAAAGUGGCAGUCAAGAUGCUCAAGUCCACUGCACGGAGCAGUGAGAAGCAAGCCCUCAUGUCUGAGCUGAAGAUCAUGAGCCACCUGGGACCUCACCUCAACAUCGUCAACUUGCUGGGGGCCUGCACCAAAGGAGGGCCCAUCUAUAUCAUCACCGAGUACUGCCGUUAUGGGGACCUGGUGGACUACCUGCACCGCAACAAGCACACCUUCCUGCAGUCCUAUGGCGAGAAGGCCCGCCGGGAGGCAGAGCUGUAUGGGAAUACCAUCAAGGAGGACCACGUGCAGAGUCACCUCUCCUUGUCUGUCGAGAGUGAUGGGGGCUACAUGGACAUGAGCAAGGAUGAGUCUCUGGAUUACGUGCCCAUGUCUGACAUGAAGGGUGAAGUCAAGUAUGCUGACAUCGAGUCUUCUAACUAUGGCACCCCAUAUGAGCUGGACAGCUAUUCCCCAUCAGCUCCGGAAAGAACAGACCGGGUGACACUGAUAAAUGAAUCUCCACUCCUCAGCUACAUGGACUUGGUGGGCUUCAGCUUCCAGGUGGCCAAUGGGAUGGAGUUCCUGGCUUCCAAAAAUUGUGUGCAUCGUGACCUGGCUGCCAGGAACGUCCUCAUCUGCGAGGGGAAGCUGGUGAAGAUCUGUGACUUUGGUCUGGCAAGAGACAUCAUGAGGGAUUCCAACUACAUCUCCAAAGGCAGUACCUUCUUGCCCCUUAAGUGGAUGGCCCCAGAGAGCAUCUUCAACAACCUCUACACCACCCUAAGUGAUGUGUGGUCCUUUGGGAUUCUUCUCUGGGAGAUAUUCACUCUAGGAGGGACUCCCUACCCUGAACUGCCUAUGAACGAACAGUUCUACAAUGCCAUCAAACGUGGCUAUCGGAUGUCCAAACCUACCCAUGCUUCUGAUGAAAUCUACGAUAUCAUGCAGAAGUGCUGGGAGGAGAAGUUUGAGAUCAGACCGUCCUUCUCACAGCUGGUGGUGCUUAUGGGAAACCUCUUGGUGGACUGCUACAGAAAGAGGUACCAACAGGUAGAUGAAGAGUUCAUGAAGAGCGACCACCCCGCUGUUGUUCGCACAAGACCCACCAUCCCCGGGCUGAACAACGCCAGGCUCCCUCCCAGCUCCCCCACCCUCUACACGGCUGUGCACCAGAACGGGGGAGAGAACGACUACAUCAUCCCUCUUCCUGACCCCAAGCCUGAUGCAAUCUGUGACCUCCCUCAGGAGGCCUCCGUCAGCCGUGCCAGCUCUAUGCUGAAUGAAGCCAACACAUCAUCUACAAUAUCCUGUGACAGCCCCCUGGGCCCCCGGCAGGACGAGGAGCCAGAAUGUGACCUGCAGCUGGGCUGCCAGGAGCUGGCCCCGGGUCACCACGAGGUGGAGGAGAGCUUUCUGUAGGCAGAGCUGGGCUGAGGGCAUCUCCCCAUGGCGAGGCCAGGUGUGGGGCUGAGCCAGGCGUCGCAGAGAACCAUGCUUUUGUGCUUGUUCACUGGGACAUCCCUGCUUGUCCCGGCAUUCCUCCCUCUCUCCCAUCUGCCAGAGUCAGGCGGGGAAUCAGAGACAUUUCCCCUGUUGCCAUCCCCCUUCCCUCCUCACGAAGAGGUGGCUCAGUGCCAGCAUCUUCCAGAUCACUGCCACAUCCUCCUCGGCGAUCAAACCGCUGUGGGAAGGAGACAUCUCACAGACCAACGUCUUCUUCUUAAGUGGAAGGCGUGGGUUAAAUCUCCACAAGAGACACCACUUUCCACGUUGGUAAGAUGCUCCAGCCUCUUCCCCUUCCACGCUCUUUAGAUGGCAAUGAGUUCCAGCUCCUCGGCACCAGCACUUCCCUGAUGGUCUCAGCACCAACCACACCGUGGUUCUGCGAAAUGCCACCAGGACAGUUUCCUUGGAACCCAUUGCUGGGGGAGUAGAGAAGCUGCAAUACCCAACUCCAGCUGUUGGGUGGAUUCUUCUCCAAGCACAGCCGGGGCCUGGAAAGACCAGCCAGCGCCCCACAGAUACUGAAUCACCAUUUUCCUAUCCUGACUCUCCAGUGGAUAGAGCAUUGCAAACUCUACAGGUACCCGUGGCUCUGGGGCACAGCUCUGCCCUCCCACCCGGAGCCAUCCUGUGCCCAGCCAGGAGUCCCAAGGGCCAGGAACACAAAAUGCUCUCACAAUGACUGUUGUAGUAGCAAAGAGGGCAGUCCAGUGUUGUUGUUGUCUGCGUGGGCGCUAAGCUAAUUAUUCUCCGAUGAUGAUUUAAAGGGAACAAAUAUGUUAAUCCACUAGCCAGGGCCAGUAUAAGGAAGCGAUAUAGCUACUCAUUAAUCUACUGCCAUUAAGCCGAGAUAAUCUGCUGGGAAAUCGUAUAACCCUAUGGCUGCAAAACUCUUAUGUCUUAUCUUUGGGAAACAAGGGCUCCCUUGUGAAAGACGGUUCACCCAAACACCAUCUUUCUCAGGAUGGUGGGUCUCACCAGUCCCUCCUGAGUCAUAGCAAGACUGGGGAGCAAUAAGGAUGCCAGAACACCAGCCCAGGGACAUCUCAAAAGGCAGAGAGGGGGAGAGGCUGGGAAGCUGUUUGCCAUGACACCUUGCACCUGUCUGGGCACUGGGCACAGCCACUCAGCCUGCCAGGGCUAGAAAAGCUACACCCCAAAACUACAGCUCUGACACCACAGAAAUUGACAGGGGUUUUUUUUGUUUUUUUUUUUUUUUUUCCCAAAAGGAGAAGUUUUGCCUUGCAGAGCUCUGCAGCAUGCCCCCCACUCCCAUUAACCCCUGUGCUGCCCUACCCGUGCCCAUUUCUCUGUGCAUCCCACAGAUCCUGCACAGGCAAAUUUGAAAAUUCAGUCAGCGCCUUUUGGGUUUCAGCCACCCCAAAGGCACUGAUUUUUUUUUCUUUUAAUCUGAUAUUUCUGCCAUAUAUAUAUAUAUAUAUAUAUAUAUAUAUAUAUAUAUACACACCAAUCAGCAAACCAGGUUCUGUCUUACGUUGUGUUAUGACUGAGAUGCUGCCAUUUGUGCAAUUAGGAGAUAGGAGAUUGUGCAAUUAGGAGUAGAUAUUUUCUAGGUUGAUGCCCUUGGUAAAAUGUGAACCCAAGGAAAAGCAUUUUUAUUGGCAGCCAGGGGAGGAGUAUUUCAGUCCUUGUGGUCAGAUUCCCCAUCAUCUGUGGGAAACACACUGUGAACGACAACUGUUUUCCACACUAGAUUCUCCUGACCGUAAUGAAGGAGCCAUCUUCUGUGGAUCAUUUCUGGAACCAAACUGUGGAGAAGCGAUAAUCUCUGAGCUCCUUGGGGUCAGACCACUGUAUUUUUCUAACAUGCAAGGUGCUUGGUAGGAUGCAUGUCACUGCAACUUGAGCCCAUAGGAUGGCACAUCUGAUCACUCCUGCCCACAUCAGCUCUGUUUUUACUUUGUCUUUCUCCGCCAAGUGUGACCAGAAGUAUCCAGUACUCCAGGUCGGGUCAAGUCUAGACCUCACACAGGGCAUUAAUACCUUCUGGUCUGUCCUGGAUUUGUCUUGCCUGGUGUAGCUUUGGGUAAUGCUGCCCUUUUCCAAGCCACAACAUAGCGGUAGUUUGGAGUCAUCCCCUAACCGACCUUAACACCUACAUCUUUCUACUCUUCCAGCAUUUCUAACCAAAAUACUCCCUGCUGUUCCAGACGUUCGGUCAUCAGCACGUUUCAUUAACAAACUGUUAUUUUUGGGCUGGAUCAACUAAUAAAAACAUUCAGUACUUCAGGCAUCAAGAGCAACCCUAGAGAGCUACUUUUACUACCUCCAUCCAGCCCAAAGAUUCUCCUAUCAAUAAAACCCUUCUCACCCUCCCUUUGGCCAUUCGCUUUAUUUCACAAAACCUGUGCUAAGCCCAUCUUGUAUAGAUGAAUUACUCAUUUCCCGCUAUUAAACACUAUUCCACAGUCCUGAAAGAGGACAUCUAAUUCUUGUCCCUGAUGGGGAAUCUCAGGUAUCCCAUCCUAUUAGCUGGGCAUUAGCUACACUUGGAUGCCUAUUGCAUUUUAUCCCAUAAGUACAUUCAUUUUAAUUAUUCUUAACAUCAAAACCCAUUCUGGCUGUUUAAGGGAUCGGAUUUGUCACCAAAACUCAUCUCCUUCUUCAGGUACGCCCCAAUGGUACCAUCCCCUUCUCUAGAGAGGUGUGACCAAAUAGUUGCCAUUGGCCCUGUGAUGCCAAGGGCCAGCUCUCGCAACUGUGGUACUUUCCCAUCCUUACUCGACUAUUCCCACCACCCUGCCAAUGUAGUUUGCAAAGCAAGCCUGCAGCCCAAGCUGGGAAAUCUCUCCUCAAAGAUGGCUUAGGAAGGGUGAGCUCACCCCACGUGGGGACCUGGCUCCAGCCCCCAUUCCCUCUCUCUGCUGCCAACGCUCCAGUCCUGGCGUGACCCAGAGGAACGGGGUCAGCAGAAACGUUGGCUGUUCUGAGCCCAGCAGUUUUGCAGCCAUGGUUUCUCCGGUGAGGUUCUGAAGGGAACCGGUCCCUCCGGGUUUUUACUUUUGACCAUCAGUCAUUUUGUUUGGAUGUGUUUUCGUGUUUAGAGGUAGACUCAAACUGGGUGCCCCCCCCGCCCCCCCCCAAAGGGAGACGUGCCACAGCUUGGGCCCAUCUCUAGUGCAAUAUCUUUUAUUUGUAGAUUAUAUUUUACUCUGCAGCUGUCAAUUGUUAUCAGCACCAAUAUACGCAUAAUCCUACUGCCAGACACUAUUUCAUAGGUACCUAAGUGUAUCCCAGAAACUAAUGCAACACUCCAGAGUCUCUUUCUGUGUUUAAGAUGCUUCUCAGACUGACGUGUGCACAGGUUCUAAGCCUUCUGUCCUUCUCGGUUUGAGCGUGUUGUUACUUUUCUAAAGUGAGAGUGUCACGUUUAGUGUUUGUUUGUGUUGUGUUAAGAAUCCUAGAGCACAGCGGACUUUAAUGUAACUCAGUUGUCUCUGUUCACCUGUCAGUAGGACUGUGGUGGAGCCCCACAGCGUGGGAGGCAGAAGUGCAGUGCAGACGUGCAGCCAGGGGAAGUGGGCCAGAAGGGAGAAAUGGCUCUUCCCCUUCUUCCCAGCCAGGGCUCGGGGCCGGGGUGGGCAGCACCACAGGCACAGGGCUCUGGGUUUGGCCUGUAGGAAAGCCUGAAGUCUGCGUGUGUAAAGCUGGGCAGAUCUGAAGAAGGGGAUUCACGCCGUCACUCCGCAGCAUCUCUGAACUGCACAGCACCUGCCUCCACGCCAUCUGCCAGAAACCACCCCGGGGCAAGGGGAAAAAACAGAGUUCAGACUAAGGUACCAAAGAGUUAACAUUUUCCUAGGUUUACAGACGUAUUUGUAGGACUUGUACUAUGUCACAUCUAUAGCCACGAGAUAUUAUUUUUAUGCUGUAAACUUUUACAAAUACAUUUUUAAAGAAAGAGUUUAAAAAUAAAGGUGUUUUUCUUUUUGCA
Molecule: messenger RNA, 12204 nt
Organism: Gallus gallus (chicken)
Lineage: Eukaryota; Metazoa; Chordata; Aves; Galliformes; Phasianidae
Gene: PDGFRB
Product: platelet derived growth factor receptor beta
Exons: 23
Coding region: 4893-8165 (1090 amino acids)
Biological process (GO): positive regulation of smooth muscle cell migration; multicellular organism development; protein phosphorylation
Cellular component (GO): signaling receptor complex
Molecular function (GO): platelet-derived growth factor binding; platelet-derived growth factor beta-receptor activity; ATP binding
Source: RefSeq, a predicted model, not a curated record